CUCCGUAUAAUCAAAUUUUAAUAUUUUAUGGAUCUAGUGACACUUCAAUUAUGGCACUUGACACAUUAAAGUUUGUGUGGUCAGUUGCUACAAUUUCAAAUAUUGGUGGUUCUCCAUCUAGUCUGUUUAGUUUUGCUUCAACUCUAAUUGGAGCUUAUAUCCUUAUUGCAUUUGGAAGAAUUAACAAUUAUAAAUGGGUUACUGUAUACGAUCCUACCAAACAGCUCCAAUCUAUUCAACCCAUUCCUACUACUCCAACUUCCUCAACUUCUUCGCUAUCUACUGAUUCAUCUAGUAAUAUUGCCGCAAUUAUUGGAGGUACAUUUGGUGGAUUGGCAGGACUUAUAGUAUUAAUAACAAUUGCAGUGCUUAUUGUCAAAAGAUAUGGACAUCCUUCUCAUUCUAAUUUAGAAUUAGAAGAAUCAUCAAAAUUUAAUGAAAAUUCCAAUUUUGACUAUAAUUUAAACGAGGUUGAUAAUCAAUUUAACUCUUCUGAACCCUUAUUCGGCGGCCCAUUUUAUGAAUUAUAUUUAAAUUAUAUACUUCAUUUAAUGAAAACAACAUGGCGUGGUGAACUUAGAUCAUGGACAUUUUGUCAAGAUUUUGCCCCUCAAUUUUCCGGUGAUCCUAAUCAAUUCCAUUUCACCUCUGAAAACGUAUCUUCUGACCAUUUUACGGUUUUAUCAAUGGAUCAAAAUCUUUCACAGAGUGUAGCCUGCCCAGAAUUUUGGGCUAUACCCAUAAAUGAAUUAAAUUGUAGAGUAGUUUAUAAUGGGUAUGAACCUGGAGCAGAUUUGAGUAUCGGUGCUUAUUAUGAUAGAAUUGUUAAUGGCAAAGUUAUGGAGAAAUUAUUGGCUAUUGCUGGAAUUAGAAUCGCAGCUGU
Molecule: messenger RNA, 883 nt
Organism: Racocetra fulgida
Lineage: Eukaryota; Fungi; Glomeromycota; Glomeromycetes; Diversisporales; Gigasporaceae
Source: the annotation of a GenBank genome assembly